This is a messenger RNA of Crotalus tigris (Tiger rattlesnake), 4384 nucleotides long. RefSeq names its product target of myb1 like 2 membrane trafficking protein (gene TOM1L2). Gene Ontology annotation, cellular component: membrane; endosome. The record is from RefSeq and is a predicted model, not a curated record. The transcript has 17 exons. The coding region runs from base 226 to 1701 and encodes 491 amino acids. NCBI's taxonomy places the organism in Eukaryota, Metazoa, Chordata, Lepidosauria, Squamata, Viperidae. Gene Ontology annotation, molecular function: phosphatidylinositol binding; ubiquitin binding; clathrin binding. Gene Ontology annotation, biological process: signal transduction.
GAGAGAGGCGACGCGAGGUGGAUCGGGCCGGGAGGCCGGUCGCGUUUGUUGUCAUCCCAAGAUGGAGUUUCUGCUGGGAAACCCCUUCGCCACCCCGGUGGGGCAGAGCCUCGGAAUCCAGGAAGAAUCUCUGCCUCUCCUCCCUCUUUCUUCUUAGCUCCUUCCUGCAAGUAGAAAGAAAAGGCCACUGAUGGCUCCCUACAGAGCGAAGACUGGACGCUGAACAUGGAGAUAUGUGACAUCAUCAACGAGACAGAAGAAGGCCCGAAGGAUGCCGUUAGAGCUCUCAAGAAGAGGCUGAAUGGAAACAAGAACUACAGAGAGGUGAUGCUCGCUCUAACAGUUCUGGAAACGUGUGUAAAGAACUGCGGCCACCGCUUCCAUAUCCUCGUAGCAAACCGAGAUUUCAUAGAUGGCGUCCUGGUUAAAAUAAUUUCACCCAAGAAUAAUCCUCCCACGAUUGUUCAAGAUAAAGUCCUUGCUCUGAUUCAGGCUUGGGCUGAUGCCUUUCGAAGCAGUCCUGACCUCACAGGAGUCGUGCACAUUUACGAAGAGCUGAAGAGGAAAGGCAUAGAGUUUCCCGUGGCUGAUCUGGAUGCCCUGUCUCCAAUACACACCCCACAGAGAAGUGUUCCUGAAAUCGACCCGGCUGCCAACAUGCACAAGUCCCAGUCUCAGCAGAAGAUAAGCCCCAGCCCCUCCCCUACCUCUUUCCCAACUUCUCAGACCCCCACUCCGAAUGGGGCUGACCCCAUCAUAGCAAACACGGAACAGAUUGCACGGUUACGCAGCGAGUUGGAUGUUGUUCGUGGCAACACAAAGGUGAUGUCGGAGAUGCUCACAGAAAUGAUACCCGGUCAAGAGGAUUCCUCAGACCUGGAGUUGCUACAGGAGCUGAACCGCACUUGCCGAGUGAUGCAGCAACGGAUUGUGGAGCUGAUCUCCAGGGUGUCCAACGAAGAGGUCACUGAGGAGCUGCUUCACGCCAACGAUGACUUGAAUAACGUCUUCCUCCGAUACGAGAGGUUUGAACGGUACCGACUGGGUCGGUCAGCACAGAAUGGGGUUCUCAACGAGGUGUCCGAGGACAACUUGAUAGACCUGGGCCCUGGGUCCCCAGCAGUGGUCAGCCCCACGGUGGGAAACACUGCCCCCGCCUCCACCCUUUCCACUCAGCUUGCUGGGCUCGAUUUGGGCACAAACAACGUGAGUGGGGCCCUCAGCUCGCUCCCCCCCAGCAAUCCCCGGGAUGACUUUGACGUCUUUGCACAAACAAGAGGAGGCGGUCCCUUGGCAGAUCAGCAUACAAUCGUGACAAAGGAGGAUCCACCAAUGGCUAAAGGGAUGGCACCUGCCCCGGAUACCCAGAAACCAAAUUCAGGAGGGAGGAGAGGUAAAGGUGGGAGUUGCCCCAUGGAGCCCAUAGACAGGUGGCUCAUCUCCCAAGGAAUGAUUCCCGUCCCACAGUCCUCCGUCAUGGAGGACAUUGAGGAGUGGCUGAGUACCGACGUGAAAGGAGAUGAGCUGGAAGAAGGCGUGACCAGCGAAGAAUUCGACCGGUUCCUGGAGGAGCGUGCCAAAGCGGCUGAGAGGAUCCCCAACCUGCCCUCCCCUCCUCAGGAGGAGCCCAGACCGCCACCUGCGAACCCGCCCAGCAAAAGGAAGCCGGACCGGUCUGAGGACGCCCUCUUCGCUCUGUAACGGUCCUUCUCCCCCUCCCCUCCCCGCUCUCCCUGCACGGAAGGAGGCGGUGGCGGCAAGACCAAGAGUGGUCUGGCUAGCGAGGGGCCCCUUCCCAUCCCCGGUGGCCCCAGAUCAGGUGGGCUCUUUUUCCUCCUCCGGGACUCGGCCUCAUUUCCUUAACCUUGGAAGGCUCUUGACAGCCGUUCUGCCACUCAGAUGGGGGGGGGUUGUCCCACUUAACUCCCUCUCACGCCUCUGCCCCGUUGAUGCUGAGAUUCCCCUUUAAAAAAAAAAAAGGUAAGAGACCUGCAUGACAACUUGCACAGGCUCCAUUCCCACUGGCUUUCCAGUCCUCCCCCCUCCCCUUGCUUAUGCACAAUAGUCAUGCAUCCAACCCUGGCUUGGCUCUAGUUAGAACUACUCCAGAGCCCGGCCUGUGGCCUCUUCUGCUCGGCCUCCCGCACAAAUCAAACCGGAGCUUCAGCAUCUUCCCCGUGGGCUUCCUCUGCUCUCUUAGCUCUGCCUGGAGGGUUGCCAGAGAAGCUAGUCGGAAAGAGGCUCGUUUGUGCGAAGGCAGCAUCCUUUAGCCAAAACACCUGGGCGGGUUCCGUGGGUGACGAAGGAGCCCCUCUCUGCAGGCCCCCAGAUCUCCCCUUGAUCCCCCCUCUCUGGAUGGGCUCAGCCCCACUCGUGGGGGACCGGCCAGUCUGCCCCUCUCCUCGUCUUUACAAGAAGGGUAUUGAUAAGGGGAAAGUCAGCCACAGAAAGGGACGAGAUUGCACUUUGCACUGGAAAUGUUAACCCUGAGCGGCAGUUACGUCUGGAGGUAUGAACCACUCCAUGUGUGUGCGUGCGCGUGUGCGUGUGUGUUAAAACCUUAUUUGCAUUUUAAAGCACUAAAUGGCACUAUGUUACCGGCGGCGGGAUUCUCUCCCAAGCAUUAACGAAAGGGUGGAAAGGGGUGUGGGGCAGCCCUGCUGGAAUGAGUGGGGGCUUCUGCCCUCCUCUGACGCCAGCAUUUCAGCACUGCCUACUAGAGGGCGGGGCCUUCUCCGUUACCUCUGCAAAAAUAAUGGUGCAGAAGAAGAGCUUCCUAAUGGGAUUAAGCUGAAUUAAAAUGCGUUGGCUCAAAGCAAGGAGCAUCCUGGCCUCGCUUCACCCAUCCAGGUUGGGCACCGUGGGCUGCAUGGGCUCUGCCUUUCCCCCAGGAGAGGAAGUGACCCUUCCAUGCUGCUGGGCAGAGGACCUGAUGGCUUGCCACCUGGCAGGGCUCCUGCCAGCCUGGGCAAGAGGCUGCCUUUCCUUGCCUGUCGUGCGACCUUUGUCCCGAGAGUUCCCCAAUGCCAGCCUUCGCUUGGCACAGACCUGGAGUCUGCUUUCAUCACUCGGGACGUUACCUGGUCAUCUUGAUAACCCACCAGGCUCACCAGGGCCUGCAGGAAAAGCAGCUGUGGGGCUCCAGCUUGAUCCUCCCUUCCCCUCUCUGGGAUGGCCCCCAUGUGGGGCAGCUUUGAAAGACCGGGCAGAGGAGAAGUGACGGGAGCGAGAGAGGAAGGAAGCAGAGCUAACCUCCCUUGAGCAUCUUUUGCUGUUUGAAGCACAUGGUCUACAAACGAUCGCUAGUUGCACAGAUCUACCCACUGUGCCUUCCAGUCGCCCCUCUGCACCAUUGCAGCCCAGAGACCCCAAAUUGCCCUCAAUGCCAUUGCAAGAGGCCGCCUCUGCAGGCUCACGGAUGGCUGCCCUGGAGGGAGGCAAGCAGACGGCUUGGAAGCACCAGGGGCCCCUGCUGGCCCCCAAGAGCACACUUGCCCGAGCAGUUUGCCCCCCUGGGCUCCCCUGCCUCCAGCCCCAUAGCUCUGGGAGUGCGUUUCAGGGAGGUGAAGCCCAGGGGCCGUCCCUCCCAGGCAGCCUUCCGAAACGCCGCCACCACCUGGGGCUUGGCAGGGCAGGAGGGCAGAAGAAAGAAAGAAGGAUACCACCUUAUUGAAAUCCACCCAAUUCGGCAGCAAGAAGCUGGCUGUGCUCCUUGCCCGGCCAAACCAGCUUCGUUUGGGAGGAGGCCGAGGCUUCUUAGGGCUUUUUAAGUUAAUCUGCAGCCCCUGGAAAAGGUCCAGCCUCCUUCUGAACAAGCCCCAACCCCAAGAAGUCAGCCUCCCAAAUCUGGGCUCUCCUCCGGAGUCUCUUCCCAGGAUUUCCCGUUGGUUUGCUUCUAUUUCAGUCUCUGUUUCUCCCCCAAAACGACCUAACUGCUAACUGUUACGGGGGCCCUUUCCCCCAAACCCCGUGUCAUAGCCUUGCCAUCUGUAUAUUUAAAGCUGCAACUUCUUCUCUAGUUGUUUAAAAAUGGAUAAUAUUUAUUGACAAACAACAUUCAAUGUUUUGUUUUAUUUGCGGGGGACAGUCGAUGGGCAGGCCAGUGGAAUUUAUUGUUUAAAGAAAAAUGUAAAGGUUAACUAUGUAAAAAUGAUACUAGUGAAACCCAUUUGAAAGUGCCUCCCUUCUCUCUUUCUUCUACGAGUGACAGUAUACCCGAGAGAGCAAAGCCCAGCCCGGGGGGGGGGAGGGGGUUUGCAUAAGGCUGUAUUAACCGAUGUCACUUAACUCUCCUUUUGGAUGUCUGUGUGUCUCUGUACAUAUUUAUACAUAUAUUGUUUCUGCAUGUCAAAGUCCACCCAAUAAAAAAAAUAGUGCAAUCUUA